GUAAUUCCAAUAUUCGUCCCGUUUGCAUCUCUGUAUGUGGAUGAGAUUUAAAAGAUAAAAAGAGCGUUAGAGAGUCAUUGCCCGAGAAGGAAAUGUUAAUAAAAAAGUUUAAAUUGAGAGGCACGGAACGGAGGGAGUACAGCAAUAGAAGAGUAAUUCGUAAGCAUGAAUUUGAAACCAAUCCCGUUACCACAACCAUCGGUGAAGACGGAAUCGCCGAUGACUCAAUCCGAGUCAUCGUCACCAUCUCCGCUUGCAUCAGCGGCAAUGGCGGCCGUGGAAGAGCUAGUAGAUUCACUAAACCAGCGUAAAAUGUACAGAGAAGUAACUCUGGCUCUUCGAUCUGGACUCAGAGAUGCCCGAGCUGAGUUCUCUUUCCUCCGAGUUCGUGGUCUCCGUUGCCUCCUCAAAUUCCUCCGCUCUGUCGCUGGUUCUGACUCCACAAUUCGUCUCUUUUGCCUUACUCAAUCUCUCCCUGAUCUUCAAGUGGUUCCUGUUCUGUUUCAACAUUCACUUAAAGAUACCGAGGAAGAUAUAGUGACUAGUUUAGAUCAUAUAUUCACUGUUGAGCCUAUGAAAUUAACAAGCCCUUCAACUGAUACUGAAGUCGCAGUUGCACUACGUGUUUUGGAAGGAUGCUGCCUGAUUCACAGACAAAGUACAAUUUUGGCUCACCAACACAAGGCGAUUCCGGUAUUGAUGAACAUACUGUCUAGUAGAAGUGUUUUAGAGCAAGGUGCCUGCUUGGAUGCAUUGAUUGCUUUGAUGUUAGAUUCAACUGCCAAUCAAUUGGAUUUUGAGACCUGUAAUGGCAUUGAGGAAGUUGCUGCAAUCAUUAGAGACAAACAAGUUGAUGAGAAUCUUAGGAUGAAAUGUGGAGAAUUUUUGUUAUUACUCAUUGGACAUGUGGAUGCUAGAGAUAUGCAACCCAUGGCAACAGUGCAUGAAGACAUACGUCGACUUUUGGGGGAGAAAUCUGCUUCUUUAAUAUGGGCAGCUAGUCAAUUUGGCUCAACUCUUGAUCCAGAGGAGAGGAUGACUGCUUUGCACAUCCAAGCUCGUAGAGUUUUGGAGUCACUUGAUCUCUUUGGAGUAUAGAAGUGAAUCGGGUGCUUGUUCAUUAGUAAAUAGACCUUUGAUUCCUAACUAAUGUUGACUAAACAAUUGCUAUGCAGAAGAUUGGUGCCAAGCAGGCAAACACCAAAAGAAUUGUUGUGAUGACAUGAAUUGUAAACUAGACGAUAGAGUGUACUAUAUUCGUCCUUUGAGUUUGCUCCAUUUUGAUUGUCCCCAUGUCAGUUUCUUUCAAGGCACGAGACAAAGUCAAAGGAGACAGAGGAAUACAUGAGUUGUUGGCUUGUUGCAAACUUGCAAUUGCCAUAAUUCUGUUGCCUUUUUGAGGUUUACUCUUUCGAGUUUGGUAGAAUUGAUUAUUUUUCGAUAUGUUAAAUGUGUUACUCCUGGUUGUUGUAUAGAAGCUAAUCUCAUAGUUAUUGGUGAAACAUAAAUCAAAGUAAAUGAUAAUUCAAUUGUGGUAAUUUUCAAUAUAUGUUAAGAUAUGUUGGAUGAUGUAAUUUCCUUUAUUUUUAGAUGCUGGAUUGUACUUGAAUCAUAAUACUGAUUUGUUCCUCUCAGGGCAUCAGAUUUUAACCCUUUCUUAACCAUCAUUCAAAUGUUGGAUUUGAUUGUGUUAUGGAAGAUAUUAUCUAGC
Messenger RNA from Amaranthus tricolor (Joseph's coat), 1711 nucleotides. RefSeq lists its product as uncharacterized. Bases 166 to 1098 code for a protein of 310 amino acids. The record is from RefSeq and is a predicted model, not a curated record. Lineage: Eukaryota; Viridiplantae; Streptophyta; Magnoliopsida; Caryophyllales; Amaranthaceae. The transcript has 5 exons.